Molecule: messenger RNA, 2610 nt
Organism: Spodoptera litura
Lineage: Eukaryota; Metazoa; Arthropoda; Insecta; Lepidoptera; Noctuidae
Product: 6-phosphofructo-2-kinase/fructose-2,6-bisphosphatase-like
Biological process (GO): fructose 2,6-bisphosphate metabolic process; fructose metabolic process
Cellular component (GO): cytosol
Molecular function (GO): fructose-2,6-bisphosphate 2-phosphatase activity; 6-phosphofructo-2-kinase activity; ATP binding
Source: RefSeq, a predicted model, not a curated record
UUUAUUUUCCAUUGUUACAGCAUCCAUGCGCUCACGUCGCAUCAGUCAGUUUGCGCCACUGCUCAUCGCGCUGGUUGGUCUACCAGCUCGUGGCAAGAGCCAACUUGCACACAGACUCGCCAGACAUUUGAACUGGAAUGGAGAGAGUACUAAAGUGUUCGACUGCAGCGAGUACCGUCGUCGUCACAUGGCGUUGUAUGGCAGCCAUGACAUUUUCCGCGCUGACAACGCCCAGGGUUCCGCGAUCCGUCGCCAGAGCGCCCGCGAGGCUGUACAAGAUGCUGUUCUGUGGCUUAAAGAUGGAAACAGUGUCGCUAUCUUCGACGGCACCAACAUCACGAGGGAGCAACGCCGGGAACUGAGCGAGUACUGCCUUUCCGACAUGGGCUUCAGGAUCCUCUUCAUCGAAUGCGUAUGCGAGGACCAGGAACUGCUUGAGAGGAACAUCAUUGAGAUUCUCCAUUACUCUGCUGACUACAAGUCCAUGAGUGAAGAAGAAGCAGUAGAUGACUUGAGGAAGAAAUUGGAGCAUUACAUGAGGCAGUAUGAGCCCAUUGAUGCAGAGUUGGAGACGAUCAGUUUUGUUCGCGUGGAGAAUGUUGGGGAGACGGUGACAGCUCACAGGGUUGCUGGACAGAAGGAGUCUGGUAUCCUGGGAUACUUGUCUGGAAUGAGGGGCUUACCGCAGACCUUAUACUUUACAAGGCAUGGAGAGAGCGAGUACAACGUGUUGGGUCGUAUCGGAGGCGAUGCGUCCUUGUCGCCUCGCGGUCUUCUCUACGCUCAAGCAUUGGCUGACCAUAUGAACGCUCUGCCGUGCCGUGAUCACAUGACUGUGUGGACUUCCGAGAGAUGGCGCACCAAGCAGACCGCGGCCCACAUUAGAGCUCCAAAAAGAGUCGUCAGGGCACUCAACGAGUUGGAUGCUGGUAUCUGCGAAGGUUUGACCUACGAAGAGAUGCAGGAGCGUUUCCCUCAGGAGUUUGCUUGGCGUGAUCAGGACAAGCUUCGGUACCGCUACCCUUGGGGUGAAUCAUACAUUGACAUUAUGACGCGUCUCCGACCAGCUCUGUCUGCGUUGGAAGAUGAGCACAAUGUUGUUGUAGUUGGACAUCAAGCAGUGCUGCGAUGCAUGCUUGGAUAUUUCCUGGACGCUAAGCUUGAUGAGCUACCGUACAUGAACGUCCCACUCCACACGAUCGUGAAGCUGACGUCUUACGGAUACAAGUACAAGGUGGAGAUGAUCAAGCUGCCUGUGGACUGCGUCGAUACUCACCGCCAGCAGCCCAAGAACUGCUCAAUAAACAGGACAACGGCCGAUGCGUUGGUCACGGUCCCGUCCCACUACGAUACUCUCCCGUCGAACCUUUGGCAAAACCCCACUGAGGCGCAACUUUAGGCGCCACGCCAGGGCUGGCGAUUAUCGCCGCCCUUUCCUACCGUAGCAGCAUUACUUGGGCACUAAAGCCCCCGGACCAAAGGUCUAACAGUCCACGGACUUGAAAAACCCUGGACUAGGAGAGCACGCCACGCCAAGAUGUUUCGGGAGUCAUCUAGCGAUCUCUAAAAUGAAAGACUGGUGUGAGUGACCCUUCACCGAUGUUUGAAUUUAUACGUAUGCACGCCGUACAAUAGCCAAUCAUAAUUUUAAGUGUAGACUAAUUCAAUUCUUUUUUAUUUUUUAACCAGUGUUGCCAGACACGUCAUUCGAUCUGUUAAGCUCAAUUGAAUUCGUACAAAAUAAAAUUAUUUUAACAAUAGUGAUGAAGCACGCUGUGUGAAUCUUCCAACGUUAUAUUAUAAGACUGAAAGUGUGGAACCCUUGAAAAAUCACUUCAUCAUAAGUUACAUAAUAGAUAAUUAUGUUGUUUUUUUUAUUUUAAAAGUAGGUACGAAAUAGCUCCUGUUAUUUUUAAUGUUGCCCCUUUAUUCAUAAGCUUAGCGCGCAAGAUUAAGCUUUGUAGCCCACACAUAUCUCUCUCACUCAUAUUCUACCGACUAGAAUGAGACAGCAGUUAGUUGCGUGGACUUGUAGUUUAUGAAUAAAGGUAUUAGUACUAAACUUAAGUAGAACGUAAUAGUAUCCAAGCUAUUUGGAGCUUAUUUAGACGAUUAGUUUCAUUAUCACUACGGACAUUCAGUUCCAAACUAUAUUCCUUAUCAUAGUUCUAAUUACGAUUAAGGAUGACCAUACGUCUAAAUAAUUAAGUUGUUUAAAUAUAAUUUCACUUAUCAUUGUGUGAUUUUCACUGAAUGUAAUCAACUGGUACAUAAGCCGGGAUUAUACCGCAAUCUUACAUUAUAUGCUAUCUUGCUUACUUAAGCGUAAUAUUAAUGGUGAAAGUAAUUAAGUAGUACCUACUUUAAUAUUUUAUGUAGAAGAAAAGUACUUAGCGGGAUAGAUAAUGUUGUAACUACUUGUAAUUGUAAGCCUGCGGGCGUAUCAGUAGGAUAACAUUAGUAUUACGGUGUGUCAAUUAUUGGACUGACCAGUACAGAAUGUAACAGUCUAUUUGUAAACGUAUGUCUUGGGAUAUAUAGGAGUUUCAUUGUCUUCUUUGCAUGUCUUAUUUUUUAUAAUAUAAUUAAAUAUACACUUAAUGAAAUAUA